This is a messenger RNA of Hippoglossus stenolepis (Pacific halibut), 2445 nucleotides long. It is a transcript of the gene arf6b, whose product is annotated as ADP-ribosylation factor 6b. The transcript has 2 exons. The record is from RefSeq and is a predicted model, not a curated record. Gene Ontology annotation, cellular component: cytoplasm. Lineage: Eukaryota; Metazoa; Chordata; Actinopteri; Pleuronectiformes; Pleuronectidae. Gene Ontology annotation, biological process: intracellular protein transport; vesicle-mediated transport. Gene Ontology annotation, molecular function: GTPase activity; GTP binding. Bases 861 to 1388 code for a protein of 175 amino acids.
GGCAGCAGCAGCAGCAGCAGCUGAAUGAAGCAGACGCGGAGGAAGUGGCGGUUAAUGCAGCUCCACACCUUUCCGGUGUAGCAGCGCCGCGACCAGCUCCACUUCCCGGAGAGAGACGAGCGCUGGUGGGGUUAUCGAGGCAGGAGGGGGAGACAGGAGGGGGACCAGAAGUGGAGUUUCACGAGUGGACGCGGGUGUUGCUGAGUCACCGAGGAUUGCUUUUAAUUCCGAAGCGGACCCCCCCCCCCUUCCAGCUUCGGUGAACGCACCCGGCUCGGUGGAGUAACCGCAGAAAGCUGCUUUUUCCUGCGGUGAAGAGAACAAGGGCGCAGCCGGCGAGGAGGACACAAGCGCCAGAAGGAAGUCACAAGUGCCGAGGCUUUUCUCCGGGCCUCGUUCUCACUCACACACACACACCGUGUCUGACAUCUGCAGGUUUGACUCACCACGGCCUGAGUGUGUGUGUGUCUGUCACGCAGCUUUGUGUAGAUUUUGGCCAAACACAAUGAAAGUCGGGCAACAGCUGCUGCCAAGUUGUUCGUGUUAACCGAGCCAUGUUGUGUGCAGGGCCUGACAACACUGUGCUGCUCUGAACAUAGAUGUCCCAGCACUUCACUGGAUCCUGACGCACAGACUCUCCAAGAAAAGUCCCCAAGUAUUGUUAGGUUUAAACAUGAGUGUGCAGUUUUGACUUCACCCCCCCUCACCCGUAGGUGCUCUCUCUAGUUAUGUGUUCACAUGUAAGCCCUUAAUCAAACUGAAGCUCUAGAGUUAAAGUGAAUCACCACCAUCAUCAUCAUCAGCACUGUAUCUGACAUUUUUCUCGUUAGGAACAAAGUAUUUAUGCACAAGAGUCCAACAUGGGGAAGAUGCUCUCAAAGAUAUUUGGCAACAAGGAGAUGAGAAUAUUAAUGCUCGGACUCGAUGCUGCCGGGAAGACAACGAUCCUUUACAAACUGAAACUCGGACAGUCUGUCACCACGAUCCCCACGGUCGGCUUCAACGUGGAGACCGUCACCUACAAAAACGUCAAGUUCAACGUGUGGGAUGUGGGAGGCCAGGACAAGAUUCGCCCCCUGUGGCGACACUACUACACGGGCACCCAGGGGUUGAUUUUCGUGGUGGACUGCGCGGACAGGGACCGCAUAGACGAGGCGAGGCAGGAGCUCCACCGCAUCAUCAACGACCGGGAGAUGAGGGACGCCAUCAUCUUGAUAUUCGCCAACAAGCAAGACCUCCCGGACGCCAUGAAGCCCCACGAAAUCCAAGAGAAGCUCGGGUUGACCCGCAUCAGAGAUAGGAAUUGGUAUGUUCAGCCCUCCUGUGCAACCACAGGUGAUGGACUAUAUGAGGGCCUGACAUGGCUAACCUCAAACUACAAAUCUUAAUGAUUGAGUGCUGACUGUUUUAGGUCAAAACUGUAAUAACGUUGCAAGUAACAAAUAACUUCUCAAACUGAGUAUGGUUAAGAAAAAGUUGAUGAUUUCCCCAUUUAUUUUUUAAUACCUUUACCCCACGACUAAUUUAUCUUAAACUGGGAUUUCUGGCUUACAGUUUGCUUUUGCUCUGUAGCAAGCUUAAAUCACAUUCUAUGUUUUUUGGGGGGCUUGCUUGAUGAAUAUUGGAAUUGAUUGGUCCAAUUGUUAAAAGCCACAGAGUUCACCGCCUUUGCCUCUUCUUUUUCCUGUUUUAUAUAAUUUUUCUAACGGAGCGGAGGUUUUUAUCUUUCUCGGACUGUGGCUUGUUUCAAAGUUCUUGGGCGUCUGUUGCAUUGAACUUGGAUCUUUGUUCUCUUUCUUCCAAGGUGCGAUAUUUCAUGUCAUGUAGCCUCCUUGGAAAGACUUUGACACAGUACUGUGAUGAAAAAUGUUUCUUCUCAAUGGUACAGCAGCAAGGGAAAAAAAGGAGGGGAAAAAAAUACACCAUUGCUUAGAUUUCAUUGUCAUCAGUCUUGACAUCAGAGGGAAAAAAUGACAUUUGGACAUGUUUCUUUAGCCCUCCCACUCCCCUCAUGUGGGCCAUAGUUAACUGAUUGACCUUUUGUGUCAUGUCUUGAUACCUAAUUGUGCUGAAUAUUCAACAACUAGGCCUCCAGUAACUUAAACAUGCUUGUUGGGAUGCAUUUUGAAUUUUGGGUAACAUGUAGUCGUUGACUCAAUCUCUCCAAAGGAAUGUCAUUCAGCUCUGAGCGCUCUCAAUCUGAUACCACAGUUGAUUAGUCUCAGUAUUGGGACAUUAUAUGAUAGCCUAUAUCUGUAGCAUGAGUACGAAAGUACAGUAACCCUACAUCAGAGUCCAUCUGUCGUGCAGUCAGAGGGAGCUGUGGACCGGUGAAAUGUUGACUGACACCUUGUGUUGCAGCUCUUACUCCUAUUUUGACUGAGGGGAACCAUGUACAGAACAAUGUCAUUGUAAUGUCUUAUUAAAAAAGUGAUUUUAAAUCUG